Messenger RNA from Macadamia integrifolia, 2076 nucleotides. RefSeq names its product inactive poly [ADP-ribose] polymerase RCD1-like. Gene Ontology annotation, molecular function: NAD+ poly-ADP-ribosyltransferase activity. The record is from RefSeq and is a predicted model, not a curated record. Lineage: Eukaryota; Viridiplantae; Streptophyta; Magnoliopsida; Proteales; Proteaceae. Bases 281 to 1855 code for a protein of 524 amino acids. The transcript is spliced from 4 exons.
GAUGAACACAUGAAUUUCACUAAGUCCACGGAAUAAUUUAAGAAAGAGAGGCAGUGGAGUUCAAGUGUUUAUCACAGGCCCGUACAAGAACCUAAUCCAAACUUUGGACCUGGGGUCUUAAGGUUAUUGUUUCCUUUAGAAUAGAAGAGUUAAACUCAAAGCAAAGUAUAACAAAAUUAAUGUACAUAUAGUAACUUUUUAGGGUAUCAUUUUGUAAGAAAGAACAAAAGAGAGAAAGAACAAGAGGGAUUUCUUCUCAUUUCUUCUAUCCUUCACAACCAUGGAAGAGACCAACCCCAACCAGAGUAGCAUAGGAUCUAAAACUUCCUCCAGAAACCAAAUGGAAAUAGAUUUGAAUCUGCCUCUACCAUGCUCAGAUUUCCAUGAUUCCAAUGAUUCUGAUUGUGUAGAAGUUAUUCCAAUAUAUGAUGAUGCUUGCAAGCCAAACCAGAGUAGCUUAGGAUCUCAAAAUGCCUCUAGGAAUGAAGUUGGAAUAGAUUUGAAUCUUCCUCCACCAUGCUCAGAUUUCCAUGAUUCCAAUGAUGUAGUAGAGGGUGUUCCAAUUUAUGUUGUUUCCUCCAUACCAACCCUAAUGCAAAACUAUCACAGUUUCAGGCGAAGUGGUACUCCUUCCAAGUUCAUGUUCUACAAGAAUGGUUCCUGGAUUGAUUUCUCAGAUGAUGUAUUCAAAAUAUUGAAGUCGAGUUUCUCCAAAGGAAAUUCGAUAGUAGAAGUCCAGAUUGCAGGUGCAUGCUACCUCUUUGAUUUCUUUCAAAUGUUGCAAGUGGAUCUGCUAACUGGAGAUGUAAGGCCAAUUUCAUGGAUUGAUAUUGAAGGUAAACAUUUCUUUCCCAGAGAGAGUAUUGGUGAAGAAACUCAUAGUUUUCCAGAGGUUAUUAACAUCUCUUCUAAGGUGGAGACAGAAACAAGAGCCAUACAAAACUAUACUAAAAGGGAGAAACUCCCACUACAAAAUUCACCUGAUGAACAAACCAAUACCUGUAAAAUUAGUUAUCCCAUCAGCAUGGGAAGAAGAGAAUGGCCAGAUGUGACAAUCUUGAAGGAGGGUGAGGAGUGUUACUCUAUGGUCAAGGCUAUCUUUCUCUCUGGAAUGAUAAGUGAUCAUGAUGUUACCAUAACCUCCAUCCGUAAGUGUUUGCACUCAAGUCCCUUUGCACUUUCUCGUUUAGAAAUGUAUAAAACACAGGAGAUGAUGACAAAAGCAGACAAUAAGGGUGUAUCCAAUAUUAAGCUUGCUUGGCAUGCAACCUCUGCUGAACUUAUACCAGAUAUCCUAUCAAGAGGUUUCAACAGACCUAAAAAGCUUUCUGGCUCUGAUUGUUAUGGGUAUGGUAUAUACCUUUCACCCCAAGGCUCAGCCUACACGAGUGCAUUGCUAUCAAAGAUGGAUCAUAAUGGUGAGAAGCAUCUUCUAAUGUGCCGUGUUAUAAUGGGAAAUGUUGAAAAGGUUCAGCAAGGAGCUAAUCAGUUCUACCCCAGUAGUAUCGAGUUCGAUACAGGUGUGGAUGAUCUUGAGAAACCUAAAUGGUAUAUAGUAUGGACCUCCAAAAUGAAUAGGCACAUUCUUCCUCAAUUUAUUGUUAGCUUUCAGUCCAAAGGUUACCCCAUAGGGCCAGGUCCAUCAAGAAGAAUAACAACUCCAACGACUCAAGAAACAUCAAAUUCAACUUUUUUGAAAUUAUUGUUCAAGUUGAAAAGCUCCCUUCCUCCCUCAAAAGUUCAAGAAUUGGAGAGCUUCCAUACUAUGUACAUGGCUGGAGAACUGACAAAUGAUUUCUUCAUGAGACAAGUAAAACUGAUCAUUGGGGAUGACACGCUGUUCAACUCUUCAUGAACUCGAAGACUUCUCAUGAGUGUUUUUUUCCUUUUUCGUUUCCCUUCUUUUUUUUUUUUUUUUUUUUUUUUUUUUUUUUUUUUUUUUGGUUUUCAUUUUUCUUUUUUUAAUAUCUAGUCUUAGUUUUUGUUUUGUGAAAGUGAAUUUCAACUUGUUAUUAAUUCAAGUACUCAAUGUGGAGGAUGAGAAAACAAGAGUUUAGUAGAUGAUCAUAGUACUUU